ACAACAAACCGGUAGUCAUAAAAACAGCUGAUUAUUUGUUUACUGCUAAAAAAUAGUUGAAAUUUGUUUCGUGGCAAUUAACUAUCCAUUAAGGUAUUGUGCUUUAAGUGGUAAAACUUAAGCUUAAAUGGACUGCAGGUGUAGCUGCAAGCAAGUCGUGGGAAAAUUGUCACAUUUCUUUAAAUAUGAAGAUGAGACCGCGAAAAGCUUUAUGGUUAAUAAUGUGGCACUUACGACGUUUUUUCACGCAAUUUGCUGAAGAAAUCAGCUCACCUACCGAUUUAAUUAGCUGCUUGCAGCAAACGCCUCAGAAGAUACAUAACAGUUUUGGCGGUUAUCGUAAUCUCGAUAGCUUAACAUGGCUACACAAUGCAGCACCAUGUUUUCCGCUCCGCGGUGAACAAAUUCAAAUAAUUCAUGAGCCGCAUCACUUCUAUGAAACGCUCGUGCAACGUAGUGCGGCAGCUCGAGAGCGUAUUGUACUAGCCAGUCUAUAUCUGGGUACAGGUCAAUUGGAAAACGCUUUCGUACAAACAUUACGUAGCAGCUUACAACAACAAUCCUCACUGCAUGUCAAUGUACUAUUGGACUUUACGCGCGGUACCCGUGGGGAAGUCAACUCCAAAACGAUGCUUUUGCCGCUUUUACGAGAUUUUGGCGACCAGAUGAGAUUAUCACUUUAUCAUACACCAGAUUUACGUGGUAUGACGAAAAGAUUAGCUCCACCACGUUGGAAUGAGUUACUCGGGCUGCAACACAUGAAAGUUUAUCUCUUCGAUGACGCUGUUCUUAUAUCGGGAGCGAAUUUGUCAAAUGAUUAUUUCACGAAUCGUCAAGAUCGUUAUAUACUCAUUGAAGAUAAACCACUUGCAGAUUUUUAUGCACAGUUUAUUGCUAGAGUGCAGGAAUUUAGUUUGGCUGUUAAUAAAAAUGCACAGGAAGAAUUGCAUAAAGAUGGAAAAAUUCUACCAUAUGAAGGUGUAAAAGAAGAAUUCAUUAUGCACGCAAAACAGCGUAUAUCUGAUUUUAUGAAGGAUACCUACAUUCAGCAGCAGAAAAUAGUGGAGGAACAGAAAGGUGCUGAUACGUGGAUAUUCCCGCUGGUUGAAAUGGGUCAAAUAGGUAUUCACCACGACAGCCUUGUGACUAAGCAACUCCUAUCAUCGCCAAUUGAAGGUUCCCGCCUAAAACUUGCCACCGGUUAUUUUAAUUUAACUCAGGAAUACAUGGAUACCUUGGCUAGUAAUUGUUUGGCUCAGUGCAGUAUUCUAAUGGCCCAUCCUAAUGCCAACGGGUUUCAAGGUGCUAGUGGUCCAGCUGGUGGUAUACCAGCGGCCUACACAUUAAUAGCAAAGAAGUUUUACGAAAACCUUGUGCAACUGAAGCAAAAUCAUCGUGUGAACUUUUUUGAGUAUGAAAAAGAAGGUUGGACCUAUCAUGCCAAAGGAUUAUGGUAUUAUCUGCCAGGCACUUCAUUUCCUAAUGCUACGCUGAUUGGCUCUUCAAACUUUGGCGAACGUUCUGUGAAUCGAGAUCUUGAAACACAAGUGUGCCUAGUUACCACAAACGAUGGAUUGGCAGAACGCUUACAAUGCGAAGCUGACCGACUCUUUAGUUCUUCAAGUACUGCAGAGAAUGAAAUUACCUUAAGACCUGUACCUCAUUGGGUACAAGCUGUAGUUAAAGUAUUUAGAAAUUUCUUUUAAGUGGUGGCCAAUGUCUACAAUAGACAUUUGGUAACAAUGCUGUACUGUCACAGGCAUAAAGGACUCUGGGAACAACUUUAAGUUAAGGAGUGUGAAUUUAAUAGCCACCCCCAAAUUAUAAAAAAAAUUGCUUUGCUGAAUUUUAUAUAAAUUUGAGGAUAAGUUAGCUUUAUCUCCGAUAUUAUCUAUUUUUGUACUAUGUGUAUAGUCUUUAUUGGAGUUAGUUGCACAACAAACAUGUUGGAUAUAGCAAUUUUUUUCAAAAUAUUUUAAUAUACUACAAUAUUUUUUUCUUUUUAAAUAUGGUUUUCUUAUAUACGGUUUCAAAUAUCUGUUUAUAUUUAUGGAGUUUGUAUGUCGAAAAGCCCAAAUUUAAUACUUGUAUGAAAUAAUAAAUAAUUACGAUUUUAAUUGCUA
Bactrocera dorsalis (oriental fruit fly) is the source of this 2123-nucleotide messenger RNA. RefSeq names its product CDP-diacylglycerol--glycerol-3-phosphate 3-phosphatidyltransferase, mitochondrial (gene PGS1). Gene Ontology annotation, cellular component: mitochondrion. Gene Ontology annotation, molecular function: CDP-diacylglycerol-glycerol-3-phosphate 3-phosphatidyltransferase activity. Lineage: Eukaryota; Metazoa; Arthropoda; Insecta; Diptera; Tephritidae. The record is from RefSeq and is a predicted model, not a curated record. The transcript is spliced from 6 exons. Bases 186 to 1706 code for a protein of 506 amino acids. Gene Ontology annotation, biological process: cardiolipin biosynthetic process.